CUCAUGACGAGAUUAUCUGAUACGUCACAGCGUCAUCUCUACCGCAAAGCAUCAGAGCAGCCUGCAGUGGAUUUGAUUAACGCUUACACUAAACUAUACACUGAAUCGCGACAAGAUGCUUUGGAUGUGCUGGAUGUCAUGUCCGACUUGAAUCAAUUUGAUGACAGAUGAUAUCAAAUCAAAGCUUUUAUUUUCUGUCAUUGUGCUUGCAUUUCGUUUUUCUCAAAAUGAAAUUGAGGAAAUGAUGUCCAAAGUUAUUGAAGCUGUCAACAUACCUAAUACAGGAGUUAGUGCACAGAUAAGUACGCAUAGUGUCUAUGUGAAGGAGAUGGAGUGUCUGACAACUAACUACCUCUAUAGGACAGCAAAGCAGUAUGAUCUGAAUAAUGUCAUAGAAAAAGUCAGCGAGCAGUUGUUCUCAACACUACAUGAUUACCCAAGCCUACGCAUGUCUUCUGGCAUAAAAUCCUUCAUCGGCACCUGUGUUCGUGUUGCUUGGCAACUGAGCACACAUUCACCUCCGUACAUCUUAGACUAUGAUCAUAAAGAUUUCAACGACCAAUUACAUCAAAGAUUCCAUCGUAAUGAUACAAACAAAAAGAUAAAGGGUUAUCUUUGGCCCGCUCUGCUCGAUGCAACUACUCUUAAAUGCGUACAUAAGGGUAUAGUCAUUACAGAGAAAUCAGAAAGCGACGAUGAAUUAUGUGAUACGAAAUUAUGA
Molecule: messenger RNA, 721 nt
Organism: Saccoglossus kowalevskii
Lineage: Eukaryota; Metazoa; Hemichordata; Enteropneusta; Harrimaniidae
Biological process (GO): mitophagy by internal vacuole formation; mitochondrial protein catabolic process
Cellular component (GO): mitochondrial outer membrane
Source: RefSeq, a predicted model, not a curated record